Messenger RNA from Gastrolobium bilobum, 1370 nucleotides. Its product is annotated as tRNase Z TRZ1. The coding region runs from base 134 to 1036 and encodes 300 amino acids. The transcript is spliced from 9 exons. Lineage: Eukaryota; Viridiplantae; Streptophyta; Magnoliopsida; Fabales; Fabaceae. The record is from RefSeq and is a predicted model, not a curated record.
GUUGGCUAGCACAGCUAUUCUGUCAUUGAGGUUCCUUUAUUACUUUGACUUGGAACGGGUUUGGUUCUUCUCAGUCUCAGCCACCAUUUCUUGUGGCUUUUUGUUUUUGGGUCUUUUUUAUAAAUUAGUGCUCAUGGAGUCCAUAUGUGAGGCGACCAAGUCAGUCAGAGAAAUACGGGGCUCAGACUCUUCUUCGAAGAAAGCAAAGGAUCUGAACAUUGAAGGAUACCCAGUUGGGGGUUUGUCCAUUGGAGGACAUGAAACAUGCAUAAUUUUUCCCACACUUAAAGUAGCCUUUGAUAUAGGUCGCUGCCCACCUCGAGCUGUUUCCCAAGACUUUCUUUUAAUCUCCCAUGCUCACAUGGAUCACAUUGGAGGACUACCAAUGUAUGUUGCCACACGUGGUUUGUACCGCAUGAAGCCCCCAACGAUUAUUGUACCAAUAUCAGUAAAAGAGGAUGUAGAGGCACUCUUUGAGAUUUACAGGAAAAUGGACCAAUCGGAGCUUAAGCACAACCUGAUUGGCAUGGAUGUAGGAGAAGAAUUUUAUUUGAGAAAGGAUCUUAAAGUAAAAGCUUUUCGGACUUACCAUGUAAUACCCAGCCAGGGUUAUAUACUUUACUCUGUAAGACAGAAACUUAAACCAGAGUAUAUCGGCCUUUCUGGAAACGAAAUUAAGAAUUUGAAGUUGUCUGGUGUGGAGAUAACAUACACUUUGACGGAACCAGAGAUUGCUUUCACAGGAGACACCAUGUCAGAUUUCAUAGUUGAUGAAAAUAACACUGAUGUCUUGCGGGCUAGAGUUCUUGUAUUGGAGUGCACCUUUGUUAACAAUUCAAUUACUGUGGAACAUGCCAAAGAUUAUGGACACACUCAUCUGUCUGAGAUAAUAAGUUAUGCUGAGAGGUUACAGAACAAAGCAAUCCUUUUGAUUCAUUUUUCAGCGCGUUACACAGUAGAGGAAAUUCAACAAGCUAUAUGCGCGUUGCCUCCCUCUUUAGCUGGUCGAACUUUUGCACUUACUGAAGGUUUCUGAAAAGAAGAAUGGACUUUGGUUCAUUGCAUAAAUGACUGAUGGAGUUCUUUUUUCCCCCUCCAUCCCCACCUGCAACUAUUGGCCAUAGGCAGAAUGUAACAUAAUCAUUGAUGGCAAAUGUGGGAGCAGUGGAAUGCAAGGUGAAAUCCACAUUUCAUGUACUCUCUGCAUGCUUCUCUGCGAGCCAUUAGAGGACACUAAGUUUCAUUGUAAACUUUCUAGAUAAUCCACAUUUUGCACAUUUAUAUGAUAUGUCCAAGUGCAACUCUCAUUUUCCUUAUUAAUGAUGUGUAUGGAAAUUAGAGAUUUAAUUUAGAGAAAAUAUGUUCCUGUG